AUGGCCGACAGGAGGGAGCUAUGGCGAUCCCUGGAGACAAUUUCCUUGCACUGCGUUGAUGUACCGUGGCUGGUUCGAGGGGAUUUCAAUGCAGUGCGAUAUAUUAGCGAAAUAUGUGGUGCAUCAGGUGACAUUCGAAUGGCAAUGGAGGAGUUUAAUAUUUGUAUCCAGAAUGCAGGAUUACUACCCUUACCCAUGCAGGGCGAAUGGUACACAUGGCAUAACUGCAGUGUGAGCCCACGGAAUCUUUGGAAAAGACUGGAUCGAAUGUUGAUUAAUGAUAGAUGGAUGGAACGGUUCCCAAACUCAUUUUACUCUAGCCUCACCACACGCACUUCAGAUCACUCACCGUUGGUGCUUUACGGGGAUAGACAACAGCAGCUUGGAGGUAUGUUUCGUUUCGAUAAUUACCUCACUCUCUCACCAAAUUUUAUCCCCGGUGUGCAGCGUGUUUGGCAACACAACAUUAUUGGGGUGCCUAUGUAUGUGGUAACACGAAAACUCAAAGCAUUGAAUGCGGUUUUCCGAGAGCAAAGGAGGAAAAAGGGGGACCUAACACACAAUGUACAACUAGCAAAAGGGUUUCUUGAGAUGGCGCAAACACUUGUUAGCUCAAACAAAGGAGAUGAGUUAUUCUUACAGCUGGAACACUGCUGUCGGAUAGUGUUCGCUAAAGCGGCCAAACUUGAACAGGUCAUGCUCAGACAACGAGCGAAAAUGCAGUGGAUGAAGGGGGGUGAUCAGUGUUCCCGGGUGUUUUUUCAUAAGAUUGCUCAAAGGACAUCGGCGAGGAGAAUUUUAGAAAUUACAGAUGAUCAAGGAGUAACCCACAUGGACCCGGGAGAGGUAACCAAUGAAUUUGUCUCCUACUACCAAAAUCUCCUAGGAGGGGAAAGACGACGAGAUGUGAUAGAUAUUCGGUUCCUACGACCUAAGGCCAGACAUCUACUAAAUGAGGAGGACACUAGCUCUCUAUUAUUGCCAUUCACCCCAGCUGAUGUUAAGCAGGCUGUUUUUGAUAUAGCUGAGGAUAAAGCGCCGGGACCGGACGGUUACUCCUCGGGUUUUUUCAAAGCUGCAUGGCCAAUAGUGGGUUAG
Messenger RNA from Sesamum indicum (sesame), 1098 nucleotides. RefSeq lists its product as uncharacterized. NCBI's taxonomy places the organism in Eukaryota, Viridiplantae, Streptophyta, Magnoliopsida, Lamiales, Pedaliaceae. The record is from RefSeq and is a predicted model, not a curated record.